CCACACCUGGACUAUCGUGCAUUCUCGUCAGUCGUCGCUUAACAGAAAAUCUCCCUCAAAGACCCAAACCCUUCGAAUUGCUACUCGUAGGGAUCAAAACCCGCACGCCGGAGGCCAACAUGGACGCUUACCAACAGCACCAUAGAUACAUGAGACCACCGCCAACGCCACAGCAACCACCGCCUCCGUCGUCUGCGGAUCCCCUCCACUAUCUCCACCACCAAGCAAGACCACCUGUCCCUUCACAAUCCACAUGGUAUUCCAACCAAUUCCAGUAUCUCCCACCACCACCACCAUCUUCGCACUCUCCAUCUCCUCCUCCUCCUCCACCUCCUCAGCAGUGGGCGGCUUCUCCUCACUCCGACCACGUCGCUCCAGCUCCUCCUCCCUCUGCAUAUCCUCCUCCCUCACCACCUCCUCACCCUUAUCCUUCUCACCUUCCUCCACACCACCAGUUCCCUCCCCCUCCCCCUCCUCGUCCUCACUUGCCUGCUCCUCCUCCCCAUUCUCAGAUUCCCCAAUCUUACGCUCAGGUUAAUCAGGAAUGGGGAAAUCCAAAUUGGGGGCAGCACCAAAGCUGGGACUACCAAGCCCAUAACAAUGUGGAGGACUGGGCUGCUAGAGCUAGAGCAUGGGCAGCACAAAAAGCUGCAAUGGAGGAUCACCAUCCUCAGACUCAAUUUACACAGGUUGGCAGAACAGAAGAACAAAACCGUUUCCAUGACCAGUUUCCACAAACGGUUGGUUCUCAUUAUCAAGAUAUUCAACAACAGCCAUUUCCUUCAUCGGGCUACCAACAUUUUCCAACUUCAGCUGCAACUAUGCACCAGCAACCGAUAGUUUAUUCGCAGGAUAAUGCAUCUUUCAACUCUGGGGAGUCUUCUAAUUUUCCUGAAGGGCAUAUACCCUACACUGUUGGUGGUGGAACUUCAUCUGGACCACCGACUACAAGUCCAUCUGUUCUUCAGCAGGAGGUACCUUCUAGUUAUUCUUCUGUUACAGGUAAAGAAGAGGCUACAGACCAAAAGGAUCAGCUGUACAAAUCAUUACCUUUGCCCAUAUCAUCAACACAAGAAGGGCAUCAUGUGCAACCAUCACUGCCUGCUCUUGGUGGAUCAGUUUUGACUGAACAGCCCUUUGCAUUUGGCAAUCAAGGAGCUGAUCUGACUGCUGAUCUUAGCAACCAGCCUUUAGAUUUUACAUCCAGUAUUAGCCGUGAUCGUGAUCCACACAUGCAAUCCAGUUAUUCUGCUCAUCACGAAGGAAAUGUAAGAGGUCUUGGCCAUGUUGCACCAUUACCUUCUAUUAAUUCUUGGACUCCUGUGGCAACUGGUUCUGCUUAUCCUCCAAACCCUCCGGGUCUUCCAUCAGGGCCUCAGCAUGACCCUUUAGCAGGUAUACCUUCUCCUGUUUCUGGACAUGCUGCACCACCAUUUGGAAGUUUCCAUGGAACAAGUUUUCAGUCAACGAUUCCAUCUGCUGGUGUGCCAUAUGGUCUUGGUCCAGGAAGUGCACUUCAUCCUACAGCAGGUUUUCCAGGUGAUGUGUAUGGUGUUUCUGAACGCCCUAAAAAGGCUUCUGUGCCUAAUUGGCUUAAAGAAGAAAUAAUCAAGAAUGCAUCUGUUAUCACGAGGUCUUCUCUAGAGCAUCCCAAGGAGGAAACUCAAUCCGUUGACGAUGACGGUGUUGAUAAAUCUUUUGGGAAGGGUGAUCAGGCAGAUAGCAGAAGUAUUGAUUCUUCUAGGUCAACUGAAGAAGAAGAAGAGGAUGAGGAUGAUGAGGAAGCUGCUAGAAAUGCAGCCAUUAAUCAAGAAAUAAAACGCGUUCUAACGGAAGUUCUUUUGAAGGUUACUGAUGAGCUGUUCGAUGAAAUUGCUACAAAAGUUCUUCAUGAAGAUGAUCCAACUGCAGAAGUUGAGCACAAUACUGUCACUUCAAAUCAUGAGGCAGCUCCAUCUCCUCCAGGAGUCCCAACGCUAAAGGCAUCUGCAAAGGUUCUAGUUCCAGUUAAAGCAAGAGAGUCUGAAACUGAAGAUGCAAGUGAAAAAUCCAGUUCUGGUGCCCCAGGAAAUGUACUGGGUCUUGCUAACUAUGCAUCUGAUGAUGAAGAAGAAGAUGAUGAUGAAAUCAAGAGUUCCAGUAUGCCAAAUUUAAGGAAAAAUGGUGUUCUUCAGCAAUCUAGCAAUAGCGUUCCAAAGUUUUCACAAGACAUGCAUGAUGUGGCUGAAAAUGGCAGCUCUCCUCUAGAACGGGGAAUGGGCAGUAGAGGACAGACAAAUUUGGAGGAUGUUUUGAGGAAAACCAGCUCAAUUGAGUCCAAAAGUACAACCAGUGCUGCUUUAAGUGAGUUGAGUGAGCCCAAGGUGGUUCCUAGAGGCAUGGAUCUUGAGAUCAAUAUUGAUAGUCAAAAAAGUACACACGCAGCUAAUGGGUCUGGAAUGAGAGCUGCUUUUGGAGAAAAUGUUGAGGAAGAUUCUCAAGUUAAGGAAACCAGGAUGAAAUUGCAUGAAGAUAAUCGACAUGAAAGUAAAAGGAGUUAUCCUGGAAAAGAUAUUAAGGAGGCACAACAUGGGAGUAGGGCAGAUGAGAAAGAAGAUGGCAAACGUAGGAGACAGGAUGAAGCACAUGUGAGAAAGGAAAAGACGGAUAAUCAAAAUGACUCUAAAGAAAGAAUGAAAGAGAGAGGUGAUAGGACUGGAGAAAAUGCAAAGGAAUCAGAAUCAAGAAAAAGAUCUUCUCAUCUUGAUGUGAAGGAAGAUAGGAAAGAGGCAGAGAAGCUUCACAAAUCAAUUGCCAAAGAGGAUAACCGAAAAAGAGGACGAGCGAAGGAUAAGGAGGAAGAUAGAGCAAGACAUAAGCGCACCAGUGACUCAAACAGAUACAAGAGGAGACGUUCCUCUUCAACUAGCAGUAGGGGCAGAAACAACAAGGACAAUGAUUCGAGUGAUGAAGUGUCAGAUGAUCCUAAGAGAAAGCUACAUUCAAGAAAGCGGAACUUAUCACCUUCCCCUGUCAGGUCUAGGAGAAGACAAGUUUCGCGGUCACCUCAUAGCAAGCAUUCUCAGCGCAGGCAUUCUCCCUACUCUUCUCUUGAGCCCACCAGGGGAAGAAGGUCAAGGUCCAAAUCACCUGUGAGGCGGCACAGAUGAUUCUAGGGGAGCGGAUAUCUUGGGGUGAUGCUGGCCAAGAAAUGAAAAAUACUUCAGUCAGAGGUUCUCGAAGAUCUAUGGUGGUGUGAAAAUUAUCCAAUAGACCUAAAAGUGGAGACGUGGCCUAUAAGCAAAUUUUAGCAAUGGAGGUACGUGUAUAAUCUCUGGUGUUGAGUCUGCUCCAGGAGGUUGAAUGGUUCCUGCAGAAUCAGGUUGCAAAUUUAUUCCAAGGCAGGUUUUUAAUGUGUUCUAUGGGGGAUUAGUGAUUUUUAAAAAAAAAAAAAAAAAAAAUUGCCUGUUUUAGAAAUGUAACAUGUUUGUGUAGUUGAACAGCAGGAAGCAUUAUUGCUAUUUGUUGUAUGAUUUUGGCCUUUGCAAGGAAUGAAAUUCUGUUGAAUUA
Molecule: messenger RNA, 3549 nt
Organism: Manihot esculenta (cassava)
Lineage: Eukaryota; Viridiplantae; Streptophyta; Magnoliopsida; Malpighiales; Euphorbiaceae
Product: filaggrin
Exons: 12
Coding region: 120-3149 (1009 amino acids)
Source: RefSeq, a predicted model, not a curated record